UGGCUUCUCGAAAUGAUAACAUCUCAAAAGUGUUGUGAUUAUAUAUACUUAAAAUAUUACAUAAAUAGUGAUAAAUCAGAUUUAUUACACUCAAUUUUUAAAAUUGCAUAUUUAAAUAACAAAACUUGUAGCAUACAACCGUAAUAUACAGGAUUUCUAAAGUAAAAACAUGGCAUGUCUAAAAAUGCUACUAAGUGGCAGUUUAACAUUCAUCGUCACGACGACGCUUGUUAUCGCUGAAUCUGAGUUACCGAAAUAUUAUCCAUCUCAUUAUGACAUCAAGCUUAAAACAAACAUUAAAUUAAACAAGAAUAAAUUCUAUGGUGAAUGCAAUGUUACUAUGAAUAUUUAUUCGGAGACAAUACAGGAGAUAAAUUUAUAUGCGGAAAGCUUAUCCAUAAUUGAUAUAAAUUUAAUUCAACCUUUAGAAAGAUUUGAUAAAAAUGAUAAAAAAAUUAAAAUUAUUAAAUCAAAUUAUACAUAUAAUAAUGAAAAGCAUAUUAUCAGCAUUUAUUCCACGAAAAUGUUACCGGAGAAAUGUAUUAUAAAUAUGAGAUUUAUAGGUAAUCUACAUGAUAACAGAGGAAUUGCAACUUUCUACAGAAGACGUAAAAAUACAGAAUAUGAGACGUGGCUACCUGUAAUAUGCUUUUGGAAUUUUCACACGCAAAAAAUACUUCCAUGUUGGGAUAACAUGCAAUUUUCAAGCAAAUUUAAAAUUUCUAUAAAGCACCAUGAAAGUUACGAGAUUUUGUCAAAUAUGCCAAAGCAAGAAGAGGAAGCAGAUGAAAACGGCCUGAUGUGGACACAUUUUGAUACCACUCCUGAAAUAUACAUUUAUUUAGUUGCGAUAGUUAUGGUUGAGAAAUCAAUAUUUCACGAACUGUAUAGAAUUGAUAAAGAAUUGAUAAAGAAUAACAGAAUAUCACAUUAUAAUGUCACAUUAAGGGGUAGGCCAAACUGUUUAUCUGAUUUUUGGUAUGCUCAAAAUAUUAUGAAAAAUAUCACGCUGUUUAUAAACCAAGAAUGGACAAAUUCAAGAGAAGUUUUGAAAGUGGAUAAUAUCGCAAUACCAGAUUACCAGGAUAAUGACAUAAUAAAUAAGGGACUUAUUUUAUAUAGAGAAUCAGAUAUUAUAUAUAAUAAAGAUGCAGAUCCAGCUGGUCGUAAAAUCGAAGUAGCGCGCUUAAUAGGAUAUAAAAUAACACAAGAAUGGCUUCCUCACUUUCAUGUAUUUUGUUCUCUUAGUCCGUGGGUGCAAAAAGCUUUGGCCACAUUUAUGGGAGCGUAUGCUGUUGAUAAGGUUUUUCCAGAGACUCGGAUGAUGGAUUUGUUUGUCGUCCAAAUUCAACAUGAAGUUUUACAUUGGGAUAGUCAUUUUCAGUUUCCUACGUCACAUGCCGCCUUUUCUGAACUAAUCUCUUACAAAGGAUCCGUUAUAUUGCGUAUGUUGCAACAUACUUUUAUCGAAGAAAUAUUUUGGAAAUAUGUAGUUAAGGAAAUGAUAUUAUGCGUAUAUGAGGCGGCUUUGAAAACUUCUUAUAUUAAUAAACAGAAAUCGGAUUCACUCGUACCAACGCAAGAAGAAUUUGAUGCCAUAUAUAGUGUAGAGCAAUUGAAAAGUUGGCUAAAUCAUAAAUAUUAUCCUAUUAUAAAAGUGAUACGAAAAUAUGAUGAAUCGCAGUUUACAAUCGAAAAUGUAACAAUAGAAAUUAUCAAUAUGCCAAAAAAUUUGAGCAUACCUUUGACUUAUACUACGCAGAUACAAUCAAAUUUUUAUGAUACUUCACCUAACAUUUGGUUGAAACUCUAUGAAGAAUCAUUUGAUAACCAAACCAAUAAUAUCCAAAUCCAUAUUGAGGAGAUUAAAAAUCUUACAAGCGAUCAAUGGAUAAUAUUUAAUUUACAACAAACUGGAUAUUAUCGCGUAAAUUAUGAUAAAAAGAAUUGGAAAUUAAUUUCACGUUAUUUAAAAUCUGAGAAUUACAUAAAUAUACACGUUCUCAAUCGUGCUCAAAUUAUCGAUGAUGCUUUUCACUUAAUGCUGGCAUACCAAAUCACUCCUUUCACAUUCUGGGAUAUCGCGACUUAUUUAGAGCAAGAAACAGAUUAUGUGGCCUGGUAUCCUAUGUUCAAAGCUCUAGAAUACAUGUCGAGCAUUUUUACUCUUGAUUCGUUUGGUAAAAAUCUUUUCGUGAGGGUAACGAUGCAAAAAAUGUUACAUGAAAUGUUGAAAAGAAUUAGAUACACAGAAUAUGCUAACGAAGAUGAACAUACAAAAUGUUUGAGACAAGAAGCUACAAAAUGGUUAUGUUUAUUAGGCCACACAGACUGCAUAAAAGAAGCCCAUAAUAAAUAUAUAUUACAUUUUGAACACCCCGAGGAACAUAAAAUUUUGCCAUGGUGGAAGGAAUGGACAUACUGUAAUAGUUUGUCUUUGCCUGAGGAAGGCUUCUUAAGAGACGUUAAGAGUAACAUGUUUAAUGCAUCGUUGAAUGAUAAUAAAAAUUCUAAAUUCUUGACUUGCAUCCAAAAUAUUGAUCUCAUCAAAGAUUACAUAAUAAACUUGAUUAUGUAUUUCAAUCCGGAUAAUUAUAUUUUAAGAUUGCAACGUAUUAACAAUUUGCUUACUAUUAUUUCAAAACAUGUUAAAAUUGAUAAUAUACGUAGAUUCAUAUUAAAUAAUUUUAGAGAAGUAAUAUCCAGACAAAUCAACAUAUGUGCAACAUUAACUGUUGUUGUUAAUCAUUUAUACGAUGACUAUCAGCUAAACGAGGUAGAAGAUUUCAUGAAGAAUGAUUUGAAAAGAACGAAACUAUCUUCAUCCAAAUCUGUGUCCCAAAAGGAGGAAUACGAAGCAAAUGUAAUAAAAGUUCUAGAAAAGAUAAAAAUUCGUCGCAUACAAAUCAAGAAUCAGAACGAAUUUGUACAGACUUUUCAGUUCUAUUCCUGAUAUUAGUAAAAGUAAAAAAAAGUAGAGCGCACACGUGUGUAAUAUCGUAGACAUGCACAUAUCUAUCUGUUCUAUAAACGUUUUCUACAUAGCUCUUUAUUUUUAUUUAUGUUAUUAAUUUUUUAUUAUUAUUAUUAUUAUUAUUAUUAUUAAGAAAGCGUAUUUAUGAUGCACUCGCAUUUAUAAAAACACUUUACAAAAUGCAGUAUAUUUCCUUAUAAACGAAAAACACUUAAAUCAUAUAACUAUUUACACAAGCAAAGCAUUAUAUUUCUUCAAUUUUACAGUCAAAUCUUUACAGAAAACAAACAUGUGUUAUUAGUACAGUCAAGGACGUAUAGAUUGUGAAAUUUAAAUUAAAUUUUUGUUUGUGAAAUAUACAUACAUUUACAAUUUAUUAAAUAAACUAAUUUUUUUAAUUAAAACCUAUUUAAUAUAAUAUAAUAUAACUUACAAUUAAAA
This is a messenger RNA of Cataglyphis hispanica, 3415 nucleotides long. Its product is annotated as aminopeptidase N-like. Gene Ontology annotation, molecular function: metalloaminopeptidase activity; zinc ion binding; peptide binding. NCBI's taxonomy places the organism in Eukaryota, Metazoa, Arthropoda, Insecta, Hymenoptera, Formicidae. The transcript is spliced from 13 exons. Gene Ontology annotation, biological process: proteolysis; peptide catabolic process. The record is from RefSeq and is a predicted model, not a curated record. Gene Ontology annotation, cellular component: cytoplasm. The coding region runs from base 170 to 2953 and encodes 927 amino acids.